UUAUAUGUUACACAAAGACAAUCUCAAAGGGGGCUCGUCAAAAUUCUAGGGUUUCCAAGUCGACACUCGAUCUCAGUUCCUUCCUCUUGAAAUCCGAAUUCAAAUUCAGCUCCAAAUCCAAAUCCAAAUUUAAUCCCUCCUGAAUUGAUCUGAAAACAUGCCUCAGAGACAUUCCAAGAACAACAACGAUCUAGCGUUCUUCACGUAUGACGAGAAGAGGAAGCUAGGUUACGGUACUCAAAAGGAGAGGCUUGGUAAAGACUCCAUCAAACCCUUCGAUGCUUGCUCUCUCUGCUUGAAGCCCUUCAUCGAUCCCUUGUGCUGUCAAAAAGGCCACGUCUUCUGUAAAGAGUGCAUCCUCGAGUGCUUAUUGUCCCAAAAGAAAGAUAUCCAAAGGAAGCUAGCUGCUCAUACUACCCAACAAAAACAACAAAAAGACGAAGAAACGGAAAAAAUAGCCCUACAAAAAGCGCGAGAACUCGAUGCCUUCGAUCAACAAAACCACAGUGCGGUCCCACAAUACACUGAUAAAAACUUGAACCGCGAUCAAAACAAUUUCCAUGGUGCAAACAGUGUGAAAACGACAUCAUAUGAAGCAGAAGCCCUCAGAACCAUGAAAGCAUUUUGGCUACCCUCGGCCACCCCAGAAGCUCCGGUCAAAAUCACCGCCCCUUCCACCGCCACUACCUGUCCGGAAGGCAACGAGAAGCUUAAAAUGAAAUCCCUUUUCUCUAUUCGCUUCACCGAAGAGACAAAUGAGGAAAAGACGAAUUCGCCCUUGGAUAAAACUUAUGUGUGCCCUAGUUGUAAGGUGACAUUGACUAAUACUUUAGGGCUUGUGGCUUUAAGUUCUUGUGGACAUGUUUUUUGUAAGAAGUGUGCAGAGAAGUUUAUGGCGGUUGAUAAGGUGUGUUUGGUGUGUAAUAAGGGCUGCAAAGAGAGGAAUUUGAUUUAUUUGGAGAAAGGUGGGACCGGGUUUGCGGGUCAUGGGGAUAAUCUUGAAGCUAAGGAUUUUAAGCAUUUGGGAAGUGGGUCGGGUCUUGGGUUGGUGAGACCCGCUAUGAAAACAUGAUCUUUGAUUUAUGUAAUUCUAUAUUUUGAUAUAACAUUUGUAUUUCUUUUCGUGUACAAGGAUCGUAUUGUUGGCUUGUUGCUGUAUAUUUUUUGACACGUUGACUUUUCAAUGAGGUGCUAAUAUAUGAGGACGUUGAUCAAA
Messenger RNA from Lactuca sativa (garden lettuce), 1216 nucleotides. Its product is annotated as phosphoinositide binding protein. The record is from RefSeq and is a predicted model, not a curated record. Gene Ontology annotation, cellular component: nucleus. Lineage: Eukaryota; Viridiplantae; Streptophyta; Magnoliopsida; Asterales; Asteraceae. Gene Ontology annotation, molecular function: ubiquitin protein ligase activity.